AUGUCUUACUACUACGUAUCCUUCGCUCAAUUGGGAAUUCAAAUAGUAACACCUAGUACUGCUCUCUGGGAAUCGAUUGGUCCUGAAGAAGUUGAACGGCUAAUUGAUUCAAAUUUUACAAUUUUUCACAAGGAUGAAGUCCUUGAUUCUGGAAAAAUCACCAAUGAUUUUUUAUUAGUCUAUUGUUUG
Molecule: messenger RNA, 189 nt
Organism: Diversispora eburnea
Lineage: Eukaryota; Fungi; Glomeromycota; Glomeromycetes; Diversisporales; Diversisporaceae
Source: the annotation of a GenBank genome assembly